Molecule: messenger RNA, 808 nt
Organism: Megachile rotundata (alfalfa leafcutting bee)
Lineage: Eukaryota; Metazoa; Arthropoda; Insecta; Hymenoptera; Megachilidae
Gene: Eaf6
Product: chromatin modification-related protein EAF6/MEAF6
Cellular component (GO): histone acetyltransferase complex
Source: RefSeq, a predicted model, not a curated record
AAGUAACCCCAACUUCAAGUUGUUCAGAAGGUUUUGUUAACAAAUUAAGGCUCCUCUGCUGAGUACAAAGAAGGCGUUUUUGAACAGAAAAAUAUAAUCUACUGUUGUUGUUCUAUUAAUAUAUUUAAAUACGUAAUGUCGACGAAAUCCUCCGUCGAUUUGCGAGCUGAGCUCGCUGAACUAGUUAAACGAAAAGCGGAAAUAGCUGACACUCUUGCAAAUUUAGAACGUCAAAUAUAUGCCUUUGAGGGUAGUUAUCUGGAGGAUACACAAUUGUAUGGUAACAUAAUACGUGGAUGGGAUAGAUAUUUGGCUAGUAACAAAAAUACCAAUAGUAAAGCAGACAAACGUAAUAGGAAAUUUAAAGAAGCAGAAAGACUUUUCUCAAAAUCAUCUAUCACGUCUAUGGCAGCUGUCAGUGGACUUGUUGAAAAUACCCAGGAAAAAAUUGACCGGUACAGCGAGUCGGAGUCACAGAUUGGCAACAGUGGUAGCGAAGACAAUUGCAGCCUCGUUAAUUCUCAUGGAACAACCCACAAUAGUAGUAGCAGCAAUGGUAAUAAGGAGUCAAGCGGAAAAAACCAUUCUUUAUCUGGCCAGUAUAAUCAGAAUGGAUCUCUCACAUCUUCCACUGAAAUUUCUGGACAAUUUGCAAAUGGACAUGCAAGUAAUGGCAGCCUCGAGCAUGUCUCGUUGAAGGAGAACACUGGAAAAGAACCGUCAAAAAAUAAAUCUGGGAACAGUGCUAAAAAAAAUAGCAACAAAAGAUCUAGGAAUAGGUAGAAUACCCUCAAACUGUUAUCAUCAC